CUAUUAAAGCCCGGCCUUCCUGUUCCUUCCUCUUCUUGGCAGAAGUUUUAUAAAGCUCUCCCCCGAGUCACCUCCUUUGUGCAGCCCGUGCCUACUUACUGUACUAAGGUAAGUUUCAGGCUGCAGGACAGACAGCUACACCUCAUCCGCCGUGCAGGAUGAAGUCCUGGACGAGUAUUUUGCUGGCAGCCCUCGUCGCUGUGUCUGUGAAUGCCUCCAUUGACCCCGACCUGGAUAAUCACUGGAAAUUAUGGAAGAUUACAUAUAACAAGCAAUAUGAGCAUGAGAGAGAAGAUCUCACGAGGCGACUGAUAUGGGAAAAGAAUUUAAAGUUCGUCACACUACAUAACCUGGAACAUGAGCUGGGGGUCCAUUCGUACACUGUGGGCAUGAACCAUCUCGCUGACCUGACCAGUGAGGAGGUAGAAGCCCAGCUAACCGGUUUAGUACUACCUCCUCGGAAUGACAGGAAGAACUAUCUCACUAACACGUGGAACCGUACCAAGACCGUCGACCUGCCGGACUCUGUAGAUUGGAGGGAAAAAGGAUGUGUCACAGAAGUUAAAAACCAGGGUUCCUGUGGCUCCUGCUGGGCAUUCAGUGCCGUCGGUGCCUUGGAGGGCCAGAUGAAGUUGAAGACCGGAAAUCUGGUUUCCCUCAGUCCUCAGAAUCUUGUAGACUGCUCCACUAAGUACGGAAAUAAAGGAUGUAAUGGUGGUUUUAUGACCCAAGCUUUUCAGUACGUGAUAGACAACAAUGGUAUAGAUUCCGACGCUUCGUACCCUUAUCAUGCCACGGAUGGACAAUGCCAUUAUAACCCAUCGACCCGAGCAGCCUCGUGUGUGAAGUACACAAUGGUGGAACCAGGAACUGAAGAAAAUUUGCAGAAAGUCAUAGCCAGCGUUGGUCCAGUGUCUGUGGCAAUUGAUGCCAGGCAUCCGGCAUUCUAUCUAUAUAAAAAUGGUGUCUAUGAUGACCCGACCUGCACUCAAGAUGUCAACCAUGGAGUUCUUGCUGUGGGAUACGGAAGCCUAAACGGGAAAAACUACUGGAUUAUAAAGAACAGCUGGGGGCAGGGCUACGGAGCAAACGGCUAUAUCCUCAUGGCAAGGAACCGGGGGAAUAUGUGUGGCAUCGCAAGUUAUCCCUCCUACCCCGAAAUGUGAGCCACUUGAUGUCACCAGUGAGGUGCAGAGGCUCUAUGGGUGUUGGCUACCUGGACCACCCUCCAGGGAAAUACAUGAAAAAAGAUUUGGAUCUUAUACAAUGGUUGCUCAUAGUGAUGAUACAUGUGAUCCUUCACCGAUCUAACGUCACUGUGUGCAGUGUCCAUAGUGAAUGCUUUCAACAAACGAAUCACAAAUUCUGCUGCGUUUUUAAGCCCCGCCCUGAACUGCUUAGAAAUCUCCUUUUAUGCAAAUCGGCAUCAGCUCCGCCUCUUUGUGCAUCAGUUUACCGCACUGUUGCAAAGUAUGAUACUGAACACUGAUAAUUUCAGGUCCUUAGAAGAACAAUUUCGCCUUCUAUCCAAAUAGUGAAAAAAUAUAUAUACAAAAAAUUACUCAAUUUUUGGCGCCAUGAAAAAAAGUGAAUGUAGGACUACGGACUGGGAGAAUCGUGUUUUACCAGUUUGAUCAAUCAUUAUACCAGUUUAUAUUGUAUGUUGUGUCAUAAAAAAAAAGCAUGGGUAUGUCCACGUGCAUCAAAAGUAGAAAAAUUUGACAUUUUUUAAAACUGUUUUGAUUAAAAAUCUUCCCACCGUGUUGGGUAUACAGCUCCUAUGCACAGUCAUGCCUCUCAAUGGUUAUUUGUAGUAACCAUGGAAAAGAAUAGGGUCUUCAUUGGAGCUGUAAAAAACUUAUAAUUGUUUGUUUUUUUAUUAAAAGGCAGGAUCAACCCUAUUAGGCCAGGUAUGCUGCCUGGUAGGGUUGACUCUGAUGAUUAAAAUAAUAGCUGCCUUGUGAAAAUCGGUUGUGGUGUUCCUGAGAAAAAAGAGACUUAUUCCUGAUGCAAAUCAGUGUUCCAGCGCAUCCAGGGGCGGGGCCAGCACUGGAAGCCUUAAGCCCUGCCCCUCGGAGAACCGGAGCCCUAAUUAGCAUAUAGAAUAAAAGUCUUUUUUUCUCAGGAACGCCACAACCAAUUUUCACAAGACAGGUAUCAUUUUAAUCAGCAGGGUCAACCCUACCAGGUAGUAUACCUAGCUUAAUAGGGUUAAUCCAGCUGAAAGCUAUUUUCAAAGUUUUAUUUUUUACAUUUUAGAUGCAUUGGACCAAGGAAAAAUGGUGGACAUAACCUUUAAAGACCAUUUACUUCAUAAAAUCACCUUGAGUCGUCUUAGUCUUUGAUUAUUUCUUCUUCUGGGAAAACUGGGUGACAACCAAUCUGGCCACCACUUUUGGUGACCAAAUUGGUCAUCACCCAAUGUGGCCACCGUUGUUGGCUCUAGAGGGGAGGACAACCAACUUUCUCAGACUCCUGAAUGGUAGAUCCUGUCUAGUUAUGUAGCAAGUUCCUCAGGGCGCUAGAAAAACUAGGUGACAACCUACUGGAUAGCUGCAAUGGUGUCAAUAUUGGUUGUCAGACAGUUUUUACAAGAGACUGAUAACAGAGAGGUUUGGUGGAAAUUGACUUCUACCUUAAAAUCAUCAAAGGAUUCAACCCUAACACAGGCAGUAGAGGGCCUCAUGUAUCACAACAGUCCAUCAACCAAUCAGAGAGCAUUUAACAAGAUGAAAGCUGGUCUCUGAUUGGUUGAGGCCUCUAUAAAAGCUGAUGGCAGCUCCCCUCAUGUGUAAUAUAAAAGCCCGGGCGCCAUGCCUGAAGAUACUGAAGCAUUAUACCUGCCAUGUCCACGGAUUGGACCACAGGCCACAAGAUUUGGGUUUAAUCUACAGUACCAAUUAAAAAAAUCACUUUGCUGUCGAUUAGAACGAUGUGCAAUCCUAUAUGUUCAUUUCAGAUUUUUACGUCACCCUAUAAUGUAAUUUAAAGCUGUUUUAAUAAAACAUAUCACUUGUG
Messenger RNA from Bufo bufo (common toad), 3018 nucleotides. RefSeq names its product cathepsin S-like. NCBI's taxonomy places the organism in Eukaryota, Metazoa, Chordata, Amphibia, Anura, Bufonidae. Bases 159 to 1166 code for a protein of 335 amino acids. Gene Ontology annotation, cellular component: lysosome. Gene Ontology annotation, biological process: immune response. Gene Ontology annotation, molecular function: cysteine-type endopeptidase activity. The record is from RefSeq and is a predicted model, not a curated record. The transcript has 8 exons.